GGAUGAGUGCCGUUCUUGAGGGAGUGCUACUGCAACAGACGUUUCGAUACUUUCAAAUAUACCGCUCUGAUCCUUGGUACCUCAAAGUCUGGGUCAUAAUCGUGGUGGGGUCUCAAUCGGCUGGCACGGCACUCACUAUGCAUACGGCUUAUUUCUACCUGGUCACCAAUUACUUCAACCCUGGUGUCAUCAUUGCGGGUGCUGCAAUCUCCGCUAAGGUGUUACCCUUCAUUGGAGCCGUAACAAACCUUGCCGUGGAACUCUUCUACGUCAGGCGGGUGUACUUGCUCGGACGUCGUCACAAAUUCUUCGCUAUAUUCUCGCUACUCCUGAUUCUCACUGGAAUCGCGUUCCUCAUUGUCCUGGGUGCGGAAACGUUCAAAUUCAAUAGUCUCCAGCAGGAUACAUCCAAUGGCGGGCUUGGUGGCAGUUCAAUUGCAAGCCCGACAUUCAUGCUGGCUGCAGAUGUCCAGUUGACAGGUGUUCUCAUAUUUGCCCUACACACAAGUCGCAGUGGUAUUUCUCGUACCAACAAGAUGAUCAACAUGAUUAUCGUAUAUUCCGUCAGCUCUGGGUUCCUCAUCUGUGUAGCGAACCUCGUCUCCAUCAUACUUGCUGCUGUACAGCCUCACAGUGUCCUUUUCACUGUCGCCACGAUGGUCGGAGGACAAAUAUACAGCAACUCUUUCAUUGUUGCAUUGAACACACGCCGCCUCGUCCAGAGGCGCGGUGACAAGCCAACGACGGUCAUGGACCCCUCGAAAACUGACAUUCUGCAAGGUGGUCCUGGGUCCGGAACUGCGAUCGGUGAUAUGGAGCUGGAGUCGAUGGCGUUCGCUGGAGGGGCCAUUUCGACUCAACUGAAGGACUCCAUGGCCCACGGAGACUCUACUGCAGUGUUGGACUUCAAGAUAGGAACGCUCUCCACAAAUGGUACCAUGCCAGUGAUGGACGAGAAAGCAGGUCCGGUAGAGGAAUGCCCUGUGUAA
Messenger RNA from Dichomitus squalens LYAD-421 SS1, 989 nucleotides. RefSeq lists its product as uncharacterized. The annotation marks the transcript as partial. The transcript is spliced from 22 exons. NCBI's taxonomy places the organism in Eukaryota, Fungi, Basidiomycota, Agaricomycetes, Polyporales, Polyporaceae. The record is from RefSeq and is a predicted model, not a curated record.